GCACAUUACAUGCGAAAAUAACUUGUCUCCUCUCCCCCCAGACGUGAAACUCUAAACCCAUUUGAGUGUGAAACCCAUACCUCGUUAGACGGCUUUUCAUCCACAGAACAUCUCGGACCGUCACGGACUCGCUUCUCACCCAAAAUGCUUUCCAGUGCAGGAAUAACCGGAAAAAAGACCUUUGCAUGGCCGCUUUCGCCUCUUGUGUCCAUGUCUUUGUUUUUCGGGCCCGGGCAGCGUUUUCGGACAAGCUACAUGAAGCGCUUAUCGACGGUUGUUUUCGUGGCCUUAUUCCUCGCCAUGGGGUUCGUUGCCACUCUCGGUGUCUUCGUUCGUACUACUAUCGACACUUGGAUACAAUUUUCCCUCUACAUAAUCCCUCUAAUAUCACUCAUUGGAGGCUCUUAUGCGUAUGGAAGCCAAGCUUUCAGCGCUUUGCUUGAAAGAAAACUAGGACGUCGAUCUCCAAUUCGAAUGUUUGCUGAGCCAGACAAAUCCGGACAGUUGUUUUGGCACGAGUCCCAGAGAGGACAGUGGUUACGGAGAUCUGCUUAUAAGAACUGCAUCUAUCCCAUGUCAAUAGAAGUAUACCAGUGGCUAGCAUAUGGAUUGUUUCAAAAGUUUACAAAGAAUGGGGACAAAUUUGCCGGAUCUUGGAUAAAUGAAAAAGAAGAACUUUUUGAGAUAGACGACAAGACGUGGCUUGUGCUUUAUGUGUACUUCUGGGUGGCAGCCGUGUACAUCACUGGUUUUGUGGCCUAUUCCUUUAUUCUUGUUGCACGCUUGACCACAAGGGAUGUUAUAAGUUUUAUGUGUCGAUUUGGGGAUGGCCCCUUUUUACCAUACAAGUCAACACAUUAUGAGUUUAAGGAGUCACUUUAUGCUAAAAAGCCUAGUUUUUUCAAUCGUUCACUGAUUCUGCUCAUAGGAUUUCUAACAUUUGACCUGCAAGAUACAGGGAAAGAUAUCAUGCUUAUUCACGAGCAAGACACAGGUACUUCAACAUUGAACAAUCAGGGUGUUACGGCUAUAGAGGAACAGGGUGUGAGUAAUGAUGACCAUGAUCUUGACCUUGACCCAGAAGGAAAUGACAUAGAGGAGUCGUUUGGGACUGUUCAUGUAAAGUUUUCAAGUAUUAGCCUGCCUCGCACCCCAGAUAUCACCCCUUUAGAAGCUUGCAAGUGUUUAACUAACCUUGUAGCCAACAUUGAAGGUCUCGCCAGUGCUUUCCAACCAUUCAUAAUUCUCUUAACCUUCUUCUCAGUUGCAAAUUUUGUCACCCACAUUGCUGCAUUCAUCAAAGAAGAAGGGUUCCAAGACAAACACUGGUGGACUUUCACAAGAACCCUGUUGUGGCUUUUCCUAUCAAUCCGUCUCUUGUGGGCUGUUGCAAGUAUUACUCGGUUCUUAUCGCAUCUUCCGCUACAUGUAGACUAUCUCCGCUCAAUUGGUAAGCUGCAAGGAGAAGACAAGGACUGGGACGGCUUUAUGAGGCUGACAAAUACCUUCCAGUUGCGCACACGUACUUAUGGCUUUCCACUCACUCUAAAGCAGGUUGCCUAUUGUGCAACUUUCCUCAACUUUGCAUUACUUAUAGUGCUGUCAAUCAUAGAACCUAAUCACAAGCAUGGUGUCUGAUCAUUGCCUCACUUUGCAAGGGGGGGCUAUGAUGGCCUGCUUAUCUAGCAUUGGGGCAAUUUCCAUGCCUUGAAAUCCGACAUUAAUGUUUAGGAGGGAAAGGCAGCCCCCAAAUAAUAAAAUCAUUUUAGACUGAGUGGAAAAUCGUACAGUAAAUGUACGAUUAAACAUGGAGCAUCUUCUACAAAUCAUACCAUGAUGCUGUAAAUUGAAUAGUAAUGAAACUUAGAGAAGAGAACUUAGAAGCUGAAGGUGAUAUUUUUUUAUAGGGUACAUGCAUUUGGGACACUAAAAACAGAUGUUAUACCCAUUUUAGUCACUCAUGCCCUUUUUUUUUUUCUGAGUUGUGAUUGGUUUUUGGUGAUGAAAGCCGUAUCACUGUUAGUGGCUGCUAUGCCUCCAACAAUCAGAGAGCACCAAAAAGCACCAGGCCUUGUGGCGGUAGCUUAGAAGGUGAUCUACUAUGAUGUUGUUUUGGUUAAGAUCAGUCUAAAACUGGGACAGAUGCA
Messenger RNA from Nematostella vectensis (starlet sea anemone), 2147 nucleotides. RefSeq lists its product as uncharacterized. The transcript has a single exon. The record is from RefSeq and is a predicted model, not a curated record. Bases 145 to 1638 code for a protein of 497 amino acids. NCBI's taxonomy places the organism in Eukaryota, Metazoa, Cnidaria, Anthozoa, Actiniaria, Edwardsiidae.